AUGUUCAAAACUCUUGACGAUUUAAAAGGAAAGAAAGACGAUAAGAAAGAUAAUAAAAAAACUAAUUCAUAUGCAGGAGGUGAAAAAAGUGGACUUGCAGUUGAAAAUCCAGAUGACAUUAAUGGUAUUAUUGAAAAGGCUGAAAAAAAUACAACUUCAGAUGAAGGUAAAGGAGGUAAAAGCAGAAACGAUGAAGUGAAAUGCAAAAUUACUCUCUACCAAAAUGGUUUUUGUAUUGAUGAUGGAGAAUUCAGAGACUAUAAUGCCCCUGAAAAUAAGCAAUUUAUGAAAGAACUUAAUUAAUAGAUUGUCCCAAUGGAACUUAGAAAGAAGUAUCCCCAAGGAGGACUUUCAGUAAGUCUAGAGGAUAAAAGGUCUGAAGCAUAUAGACCACCAACUCCACCCAAAUAUGUAGCAUUUUCAGGAUAAGGUUAAUCUCUUGGCGGAGCAAGCACAUAAUCUCAAGCCUUAGAGGUUAACUUGAAGAACGGAGAAAUUAUAGUUGAUGAAACUAAGCCCGUCACCAAUAUUUAAAUUAGAUUGCAUAAUGGUAAAACAGUUAAGAUCAAAAUUAACACUUCUAGCAAAGUGAGCGUUCUUUAUGACUAUGUUACUUAAAUCGCUCCUGUUGAUGGAAGUUUUGAAUUAAUUAGCGGUUUCCCUCCUAGACCUCUCACCUAAUUUAACCAAACUAUUUAAGAAGCUGAUUUGUUAGAUUCAAGAGUUACUUAAAAAAUAGUUCAUUGA
Messenger RNA from Tetrahymena thermophila SB210, 747 nucleotides. RefSeq names its product UBX domain protein. Lineage: Eukaryota; Ciliophora; Oligohymenophorea; Hymenostomatida; Tetrahymenidae. The record is from RefSeq and is a predicted model, not a curated record. Gene Ontology annotation, cellular component: nucleus; cytosol. The transcript has 7 exons. Gene Ontology annotation, biological process: autophagosome assembly; membrane fusion; nuclear membrane reassembly. Gene Ontology annotation, molecular function: ubiquitin binding.